UCUCCAUGGAGACGCUGUGAGCUGGGUGACGUCAUGAGGGGGCGGCUCCCCGCGGCGUGGGCGUCCCGCGGGUGUAAUGUGAGCGGGGGGAGGAGAAGAGAAGGAGGCGAGCCCGGGGCCCCGAGCUGGAGGAGGAGAAGCAGCACAGACCGGAGCCAGGCACCGAGGGGAGAGCAGCGCUAGUGGGACACAGCCAUGAAAACCCCGGCAGAGCCAGAGAAAAAGGAAAUUUGGAUAAAAUGGAUUCUAUGGGAGACGGCCUUUCUGUAAUUUGGAUCUUUCUGGACAACUGGUUUCCGGAUAACAUAUCCCAUACCUGUGUUCAUUUUCCGUACCUUACGUCUUACAUACACAGGGUUUGCCUUUCCCGAUUGGGCCUAUAAACCAGAGUCAAGCCCGGGCUCGAGACAGAUUCAACUGUGGCAUUUCAUUCUGGAGUUGCUACGGAAAGAGGAGUAUCACGAUGUCAUUGCCUGGCAGGGAGACUAUGGAGAGUUUGUCAUCAAAGACCCGGACGAAGUGGCGCGUCUGUGGGGCGUUCGGAAAUGCAAACCGCAGAUGAAUUAUGAUAAACUGAGCCGGGCACUCAGGUAUUAUUAUAACAAGAGGAUUCUCCAUAAAACCAAAGGCAAACGCUUUACCUACAAAUUCAACUUUAACAAACUGGUGCUAGUGAAUUACCCAUUCAUCGACAUGGGCUUGACAGGAGGGCCGGUCCCUCAGAGUGCCCCACCAGUUCCUUCAGGAGGUACACACUUCCGUUUCCCUCCAUGCACCCCAUCAGAUGUCUUAUCUCCCACUGAAGAUCUGCGGUCACCCACCCUUUUUUCUUCUGUGGCACGGCGCUUGGCACGAGGUUCAGUCAGCGACUGCAGUGAUGGCACCUCCGCUAACUCUGAAGUGGAGGAAAGUAUAAGUGAAGAGCAGCACCGCAGAGGCCCAGGGCCUGACAUUCCUGCAUUUAGGGGCCCUCACCUUCCACGGAUUACCCCUGACGGCAUGUUCAGGGUCUACCCUCGUCCACGGGUGCCAGAGCCUCUCAGCCCAUUCCCAGUGUCGCCCAUGGGUGCACCAGCAGGCCUUCUCCCUCCACAGCUCUCACCUGCCCUGUCCAUGACUCCCAACCACAUGAACUACACCCCGUCACCCACACUAAGCCCCAUGUACCCAGGGGGUAGUCACUUUUCUUUUAAUCCUGAAGACAUGAAGCGCUACCUGCAGGCACACACACAGAGUGUCUAUAAUUACCACCUCAGCCCAAGGGCAUUCCUGCACUACCCAAGCAUUGUGGUUCCUCAGCCUCACCGCCCGGAAAAGCUGCUGCAUCUGCCUCCUGAGGAACCACCCUUUAAGUUUAAACUGCAACCCCCUCCAAUGGGCAAGAAGCAGAAGGAGCAACCUUUAGAAGCUGGAUCAUCUACAUCCUCCUCUUUAGGGGUCCCACAGAUAAAGGUGGAACCAAUUUCUGACACGGAAGAGGACGAAGAAGAGCUUAUGGUGGAAGUUACUGACAUAAGUGAGGAAGAAGAAGAGGAUGAGGAAGUAUUCAAAGCUCCCUGUGCUCCAGAGCAGAAAGCUCCGCCUCCUGCCCCUUUUUGGAGGGAAGAGGAGCCGGUUAGUGCUGGGGGAGAGAGUGGCCGAUGUAUCCCACUCAAAUUGCGAUUCAAGCGGCGUUGGAGCGAGGACCAGCGUCUGGAAGCAGAGGGAGUAGGCGGAGAAGAGUCUGAUAAAAAAGUACGGGGUAACCAGGAGGAGCUCAUUUUCCCCCCACAGCCUGCUGGUGCUCCUUGUAGGAGGGUGAGUACCGACCUGCAGCGUGCCACAGAGGAACUCUCCCUGGAAAACCGCGAUUCCUAAUUGAGAGCAAGCAAAGACUUGAAGCACCGUAUGGGCUGAGAAACGGGAAAAAAAAAAAAAAAAAACCUCUCUGAUUAAUUGUUGCCAGAGAUUUGCUUGUGUCUUUGUGGACCCUUCUUAAACCAAACACAUACAAAUUUUAAAUCUGAAAUUCUUGAUUUUUAUAAUUGUUACAUUUUUUUUUUAAUUUUAUUUUUGACAUGAAAAGAUGGUGAGUACAGACCAGAUAAAUUUCCCGGGUUUUGCGAAAGACUUUUUUUUUUUUUUCUUUCUUUCAUUAAACCAAACUUGCUGAGUGGCCACCCUUAAACCGAUUCUAAGUAAAUAUGUAAAUAUUGCCUCUCCCAGGAAUAGAUAACCGCUCAGAGCCUCCAAAUCUUCAUUGCAGUUGUCUCUAGAGAACAGCAAGGAAAUCCCAAAGGAAGCUGUAAACCCAUAUUUGUAAACCCUCACUGCCCUUUCGCCCUGGGCUCUGCUUUUGCCAGCGUAAGACUGGUGCUUACUCAGGUUUAUUGGGGUGCAACACCCCUUGUUUCACCCUGGGCAUACUUCCUGACUCCUGUGCAUCAGCUUAUUUUAGGGGUUUGCUGCCAUAGGGCCUUCAGUCGUUAAAACUUUGAAUCCGAAACAACCAAUGAUCUUGUGUUUCCCUUUUGCUGCGUUACAAAAUAGCGGCUUUCUCUGCGUUUUAUAGACUGUUUUAUACUAUGUUCUGCACCCCCUUUCCUCUUACUUACAAAAGGCUGGAUUUUGGCAAUCUCUCUCUCUCUUGGUUCGUUUAAUGUUUCUUAUUUUUGGGGGAUGGAAAUGAGGAUUUUUUUUUUUUUUUUUAAAAAAUGAGAUUUUAAUGUAUAGAGGUUUAAAGUAUUAAUGAUUGGGAAAAAAAAGAAUGCAUAUAGUUAUACAGAAUUUUAUCCCUGUUGGUUAUUUUACAGCUCUAGAAGCACAGAAAAUAUAAAUUUACAGGUUUUCUACCAAACAACCCCUUUUCCAGGUUUCUCCAUUCUUUCUCAUAAUUCCAGGGAAUCUGUUAUGCAGGACAUAUAAUACUGAGGGAGAAAUGUUUUCCUUGUUAUAAGACUUUGAUAUUUUUCCCCCAUACCCGAUACAUAAAAACAUGGCUGGUUUGUGGCCCAGUAAUGUAACUCCUGUAGUGUUUGUAAGUCACAAACCGACAUACACUAAUGUGCCUUACUAAAAGGAUCCUUCAGGCUGCAUCACUGAAAGUCUUAAAGAUACAGUACCAUCCCCAUCUGCCUCGGUAGGAAGGUAGACACCAUCGUUCAUGCGUGUGAGCGGCUGUUUAUAUAAAGGGCAGUGAGAUGAGUUUAACCCUGUGCAUUUUAUACCCAUGAAAGGAGUGGUGUUGAGCAUUGGGUAGUUCAGCUGUUCCCCACUGUGUGCAGAUCAUUUGCUGACAGAAAACUGCAGAAUUUGCAGAAAAUGUGUCUAUGGCGUUAUUUUUCUUCAGUCAAUCGCAGAACAGAGCAGUCUCCUUUUGGCCACCAGAUGGGACUGUUGUGUUGAGGUCUAUUGGGGUUUCCUUACAAACACUGUAAUUAAAGGAGAACCAUCGCGAAAAUGUAAUAUAAGCUUCAGCAAACUGAAAUAAGACACUUUCUAAAUACAAUCAAUGAUAUAUUCUGUACUCUUUCUGAAAAAAUCAAGUUUAUUUUCACUA
This is a messenger RNA of Xenopus laevis (African clawed frog), 3538 nucleotides long. It is a transcript of the gene erf.S, whose product is annotated as ETS2 repressor factor S homeolog. NCBI's taxonomy places the organism in Eukaryota, Metazoa, Chordata, Amphibia, Anura, Pipidae. Gene Ontology annotation, cellular component: nucleus. The coding region runs from base 559 to 1857 and encodes 432 amino acids. Gene Ontology annotation, molecular function: DNA-binding transcription factor activity, RNA polymerase II-specific; sequence-specific DNA binding; DNA binding. The record is from RefSeq and is a predicted model, not a curated record. The transcript has 5 exons. Gene Ontology annotation, biological process: regulation of transcription by RNA polymerase II; cell differentiation; regulation of DNA-templated transcription.